GCAGGAGGACAAGCAAGUAACUGUGUUGAUUUAUUUCACAAAGAACUAAAACAUGGAUCAGCAGGAAUACAAGAUGCUCAGUGACAACCUGUUAACAUACAAAGGAAUGGUCUUUCCAGUGGAUGGCUUGCAUGAUAUUUCAAAAGACUAUAUUGACAGUUUAGAAGAAUUUGAAAUAAGGGAUGAUGAUGUCUUUAUUGUUACCUACCCGAAAUCUGGUACGGUAUGGACCCAACGUAUCAUGACUUUAGUGUAUGAGGAAGAUUUCCCCGAAAACGUGGACACAACCACAUUCAAGCAGGUGCCCUGGUUGGAGUUACUGCAAAAGGGGAAAGAUUACAACUCACGUCCAUCCCCAAGACUUUUUUCUACCCAUUUACACCAGCACAUGGUGCCCAAAGGGCUACAAGGAAAAGGAAAAAUCAUCUACAUCAUGAGAAACCCUAAAGAUGUCAUGGUGUCAUAUUUCCAUUUCUCCAAUAACAUGAAGACGCUGGAUAGCUCUGAGAGCUACGAUGAGAUGCUGGAGAAGUUCUUCUCAGGACGGAUGCUUGGUGGCUGUUGGUUUGACCAAGUCAAAGGAUGGAUCACAAAUAAAGACAAAUACAACAUACUGUUCCUUACUUAUGAAGAGAUGAUCAAGGAUCUCAGGUCUGUCAUACUCAAAAUCUGUGAGUUUGUUGGGAAGAAUCUGUCUGAUGUAGCGAUUGAUAAAGUGGUGGAGACCGCCACUUUCAAUCACAUGAAGAAAGACCCCAUAGCCAACUAUGAAUUCUUUCCUUAUGCUGUCCGUCCAAAAGAACUAUUCUUGCGCAAAGGAACAGUUGGUGACUGGAAGAACACUUUAACAGUGGCUCAGAAUGAACGAUUUGACCAGGUCUACCAAGAAAGAAUGAAGGGUCUUCAUCUUGACUUUAACUGGGAUAUCUCAGAGUUACUUGGUUAAAAACCAUGCAUUGUGGAUAUGUUAUCAAAUAUAAAAAUCUAGUAUAUAGCCAAUUGUGCAUCACUAAACUGAGUUUCUGAGCCUAUAUGCAAUGGCAAGAUGUCUGAAAAGUUUAUAUAAAUAAUUUUUAACACGCUAUGUGGACACCUACUUUUCCGGAACAGUUAUGGGUCCCCUCACCAAAUGUUGCAAUAAAAUUGAAUAUACAGUUUCAUUGUAUGCCAUAGCAUUAAGAUUUGUCACUAGUAUAGCAAAAUCCAUUAAUUAAAAGAGAGUGUCCUGUAAAGGAAAAAUUAAUUUCACAUGUAUUAUUCUCAUAUUUAACCUGUGUUCUAGCUCUUGCUUUUUUUGGUACAUUACUGUGUCUAAGAUUUAGGAGAGAUAGUGUACCAGACAUAGCCAUCUAGCAUAAGUCUCAGCUUAGGCAAACAUUUACAAUUGAUAUGGCAUAGGCCAGAGAAUGAGUUAGUCAUUGAGUCACAUAGUGACAUAGUGUGUUUAUGCAAGUAACCAAUUUGAGUUGUAGUUGAAUGUGGUAAGAUCUUGUUUGUUUGAAAUGGUAUAAACACAGGUGUAUUGGGAUGAUUGUUGGGAGACUUCUUUUGAAUGAGGGACUUCUUACCCAGCCGAAUAAACUUUCUUCUAAUUGU
Xyrauchen texanus (razorback sucker) is the source of this 1596-nucleotide messenger RNA. RefSeq names its product amine sulfotransferase-like. Gene Ontology annotation, molecular function: sulfotransferase activity. Gene Ontology annotation, biological process: sulfation. The transcript has 6 exons. The record is from RefSeq and is a predicted model, not a curated record. The coding region runs from base 53 to 946 and encodes 297 amino acids. Lineage: Eukaryota; Metazoa; Chordata; Actinopteri; Cypriniformes; Catostomidae. Gene Ontology annotation, cellular component: cytoplasm.